Molecule: messenger RNA, 1740 nt
Organism: Dendronephthya gigantea
Lineage: Eukaryota; Metazoa; Cnidaria; Anthozoa; Malacalcyonacea; Nephtheidae
Exons: 9
Source: RefSeq, a predicted model, not a curated record
AUGCCUUCUUUCAAAUGGUCAAUUCGAGUAAAUGAGGACAAAGCGUACGUGUUUGUCAACGGUAUUCGGCAUUCCAAAAAUAGUGUAGAAUAUUUGCACGUUCUGCGCGCUGAAGUGGGAAAAUUUAAGAAUCGCGUGGCUGUAAAGUUGAUUUUCGUUCGAGGGGCAGAUGGCAAAAGAGAACACUGUUUCUUCUCCACAGGGAAAUAUGACUGGUCAGCAAGCAAUGGGCUUUUCCGCGAAAUUGUUGCGACUGAAAAUGAGCAACAAUGGGCUGCAAAAUGCAAUGAAGCCAUUGAAAAGUUAGAAAAGCAAGAUUGCGCUAAUGAUGGUCAAGAUCAACAAAAUCAAGGUGGAUCCAAGGAUUCCGAGCCUGUUUUAAUCACUAAUGAAGAUGAAGCUAUAAAUUUAAAAAGGGGAUCUUCAUCUCUUGUGGAACAGCUGAGUACUCCCCUAACCAAGAAAAAGUGUCAAGAUGAAGAGGCCAAAGAAUUACAAUACCAAACAAGAGCAAAAGAAUGCGAAGUUGAUGAGCAAUUCUAUGUUCCGGUUGGCAAUAUUGAACUACCUCCAGCAGACAGAAUGAUCAGGAAAGUGGAUGAAAUAUUUUUGGCCCAAUUAAAGGAAAAUAUGGAAAGUAACCCCAAUGGCUCAUAUGAACCUCUUUACUUGUUGGUAAAAGGUCUGAACAGAAAGGAGAACAUUUCAAAAUCAGAUGUCAGCAGCUAUCAGUAUGAGGUACUUGGUGGUACGCAUAACUUGUUGGCAACAAAGCAACUUUUAGAGAAGCACCCUGAUAGUGAAGAGUAUAAGGGAAGAUAUGCAAGAAUAUUUGUUAGGUUAACAAAUUUUGAAGCUUUAUGGCUGGCGUCAAGGCAUAAUAAGACUGGGUGUUUCCGUCAUGAAAUGACAUUCAAAGAUGAGGUGGAAGUUGCUCACAGGCAGUUGGAGAUCAUUGGUACAAAAAAUGAGAACAAUGAUUUAGUUCCUAGUCAGCAAUGGAGAGACAGAUGUUCCCACAUAUUAGGAAAGACAAAGAAAAAUCUUUCUGAUGUAUUUCUUGUUGCUGCUCUCCCAGAAGAUGGUUAUCAGUCAUUCCUUGAGAUGUGCCGAAAAUAUGAAAAAGGUCUUCUGAAAGACCAGCGAGCAAUGGCAAAGGACCUACAAGAAAAGCCGAGGUUCAAGCCAUCAUACAUCAAAUGCUUAUUUGGCCUCGACGUUUCAGAUCGUGUUGCUCUGUUGGGUCAGGUUGCUGACCAAAGUAACAGUCUGGAUGAACUGAAAUUAGUGUGCAAGGAGUGCAAAGUACUGAAGCCUGUCCAAAAAGUGAUUUCUUCAUUUCUUGGAUGUAAAUGGGAAUUGCUUAGUGCAAAAUUGGGAGAGAAAGUCAGCGUUGACCAGUUAAGGAAAUUUACAGGAAAAGAUGAAACCAACCUUAUUUUCAGACAAUACUUGGAAUAUCUGCAAAAGAGUCUGACCAUCGAGGAAUCAGACAGCACUAGUUUCCUGGACCUAGUGGACCGUUUAAAUUUUGGUGUGUGCCACAUUUUCAACGUAGCAAUAAUGGGGGAUAUCCAUCAAUUAAUGGAAAUAAAAAAAUGGAUCGAGGAACACCGUGGAAUCUGCGAACUUGGUUUCGCAUGUGUUAAAGGAGUUAAGCCAUCAGUUGCUGGAGCUGCUGCAGUCAUGAAGGAAGGCAGGAAUGUUUUAUGCUUAACACCAAAUGAAGAAGAAGCAAAC